Molecule: messenger RNA, 2586 nt
Organism: Harpia harpyja (harpy eagle)
Lineage: Eukaryota; Metazoa; Chordata; Aves; Accipitriformes; Accipitridae
Gene: HSPD1
Product: heat shock protein family D (Hsp60) member 1
Exons: 12
Coding region: 163-1884 (573 amino acids)
Biological process (GO): apoptotic mitochondrial changes; positive regulation of T cell activation; protein refolding
Cellular component (GO): mitochondrial matrix; mitochondrial inner membrane
Molecular function (GO): ATP binding; protein-folding chaperone binding; ATP-dependent protein folding chaperone
Source: RefSeq, a predicted model, not a curated record
GCCGGGCGGCGCGGAGCCCCACAUGGGCCGGUGCCUGGCCGGGGGCGGGGCAGAGGUAGUGAGUGCCGAGCGCCUUCCCGCACUCGCCCGCAGACCUGCCCGCUCAGCUUCGCGUCCGGACGGCGGAGGCGCCUAUUGUUCCCCCCCGCGCUGCCCGCAGACAUGCUCCGUGUAUCUACAGUACUCCGUCAGAUAAGGCCGGUGUCCAGAGCACUCGCCCCCCAUCUAACGCGAGCAUAUGCAAAAGAUGUUAAGUUUGGAGCAGAUGCUAGAGCUCUUAUGCUUCAAGGAGUAGAUCUUCUAGCAGAUGCUGUAGCUGUCACCAUGGGGCCAAAGGGAAGAACAGUUAUUAUUGAACAAAGCUGGGGAAGUCCCAAAGUGACAAAAGACGGUGUGACAGUAGCAAAGGCAAUUGACUUGAAAGACAAAUACAAAAAUAUUGGAGCCAGGUUAGUUCAAGAUGUUGCCAACAAUACAAAUGAAGAAGCAGGAGACGGUACCACUACUGCAACAGUGCUUGCACGUGCUAUUGCCAAGGAAGGCUUUGAGAAGAUCAGCAAAGGAGCUAAUCCAGUAGAAAUCAGGAGGGGGGUGAUGCUUGCAGUUGAUGCGAUCAUAGCUGAACUGAAGAAGCUGUCUAAACCUGUUACAACUCCAGAAGAAAUUGCACAGGUUGCCACAAUAUCAGCAAAUGGAGAUCAGGAAAUCGGCAAUAUAAUCUCCGAUGCAAUGAAAAAAGUUGGACGAAAGGGUGUGAUCACUGUCAAGGAUGGAAAAACUCUAAAUGAUGAAUUGGAAAUCAUUGAGGGUAUGAAAUUUGACAGAGGCUACAUAUCUCCGUAUUUUAUUAAUACAACCAAAGGGCAGAAAUGUGAAUUCCAGGACGCUUAUGUUCUAAUCAGUGAAAAGAAAAUUUCUAGUGUACAGUCCAUAGUUCCAGCUCUUGAAAUUGCCAAUUCUCACCGCAAACCUUUGGUCAUUAUUGCUGAAGAUGUUGAUGGAGAGGCCCUCAGCACUCUCGUCUUGAACAGACUGAAGGUCGGUCUUCAGGUUGUUGCUGUAAAAGCACCAGGUUUUGGCGACAACAGGAAAAACCAGCUUAAGGAUAUGGCAAUUGCUACUGGCGGUGCUGUGUUUGGAGAAGAGGGUUUGAGCCUAAACGUGGAAGAUAUUCAGCCUCAUGACUUUGGUAAAGUUGGAGAGGUCAUUGUGACAAAAGAUGACACCAUGCUUCUAAAGGGCAAGGGUGAAAAGGCUCAAAUUGAAAAACGUAUUCAAGAAAUUAUCGAACAGCUAGAAGUUACCACAAGUGAAUAUGAAAAAGAGAAACUGAAUGAGCGAUUGGCCAAGCUCUCUGAUGGAGUAGCAGUAUUGAAGGUUGGUGGCACAAGUGAUGUUGAAGUGAAUGAGAAGAAAGACAGAGUUACUGAUGCCCUGAAUGCGACCCGUGCUGCCGUAGAGGAAGGCAUCGUUCCAGGUGGUGGCUGUGCAUUGCUUCGCUGCAUUCCAGCAUUAGAUGCCUUAGCUCCAGCCAAUGAAGAUCAGAAAAUUGGCAUUGAGAUAAUAAAGAGAACACUGAAAAUCCCAGCAAUGACUAUUGCAAAGAAUGCAGGUGUUGAAGGAUCAUUAAUAGUUGAAAAAAUCCUGCAGAGUCCAUCAGAAGUUGGCUAUGAUGCAAUGCUUGGGGACUUUGUAAAUAUGGUAGAAAAAGGAAUCAUAGACCCAACGAAGGUUGUGAGAACUGCUCUGAUGGACGCUGCAGGUGUUGCGUCUCUCUUAUCAACAGCAGAAGCAGUGGUGACUGAAAUUCCUAAAGAAGAAAAGGAGCCGGCAAUGGGAGGAAUGGGUGGGAUGGGUGGAGGAAUGGGAGGUGGCAUGUUCUAAUUCCUGGGAAGGGAUGCAUCAUGAGCUGUGCUGUUUUAAGACUGACAGUUCUGACUUCAAAAACUUCAGCUGUCAGUGCAAGAGGGUGGAUAGUGACUGAAGUGAGGCUGGUGUUUAAAAGAAUCACUUGUAACCAUCAGUUACCAGAUUUCAUUUAACACAUGUGUAAUUGCUUACAGUCAUUGUCCAUGCCUACAGAUAAUUUAUUUUGUAUUUUUUGAAUAAAGACAUUUGUACAUUCCUGAUAACUGGGUGCAAGAUCCAUCUACCAAGGUCCUGAUUUAAACUUAAUUAAGGCACUUGAUAUUCUGUUUCAGAGUUUAUUGGUGCUUGCCAGUACUAGGAAGAACUUGGAAGCCACUGUGCGUGAGACUAGACAAUUGUGUACAAAGUAGGCAAAUAUACAGUUAUGUGACCUUUAUGUAAUAAAACAAACUGCUCAAAAGUUACAAAAUGUAUCACCUUAUUCACCUGCACACAAAGCCAUAGUCAUAGGAGAACGUUGACAGUCUGCUGCUGCUUCUAACAUUUACUAGAAAUCUGACACUUGUGCUUGGAAAUGACAGGCCAUUUCCCUCCAGGAAACAUUCCUUUGGCUAGAAUGUUUCUCAGAAAUACAAGUGACUUCAAUUUUGGCAAGAAAUAUCUAAGCUGAACUGACGCUGCAGUUCUUUGAAAUAUUAAACAAUGCAAUGAAAGUAA